Messenger RNA from Vollenhovia emeryi, 980 nucleotides. RefSeq lists its product as uncharacterized. The record is from RefSeq and is a predicted model, not a curated record. Bases 300 to 980 code for a protein of 226 amino acids. Lineage: Eukaryota; Metazoa; Arthropoda; Insecta; Hymenoptera; Formicidae. The transcript has 2 exons.
GGGAGACGAGCGGCGAGCGGAGAGCGGCGGGCGACAAGCGCGCGCGGCCCGCUGCGCCCACCGAGCCCGGCCUACAGUCGGAAGCCUGUUUCCGCGCGUUCAUUCGCUUAGACGUAAUAAUUAAUAACUCAAUAACUAUUGCGGAUUUUGCAUCAUAGUAUCUCAUUUUUCUCUUCAGCUUGCCCUAAUCUAUUUACAUAUUUCGGUUCAGAACAAACUUAUCAGACACCCUGUAUAUAUUGCAUACAUUUUUCCACAUUUAAUUGUAUUUUUCAAACAGUUUUAGCAAUCAUCGUUACAUGCGGUAUGUUCCUCGAAGUAGUUAUACGCCAUCCGUUUCUCGACAUGAAACUGUUUCGUGCAAGAAACAGCAUGAUGCUUCUGAUAAACCUCGUUACACGCCUCGUAUCAUGAGCAGGAGAUUCGCCCUGACAUCUACUGGGUACAAAUACUUGGAUGUUGGAAUCUGCGUAGUACCUGAUGCAUCCUAUGUGGAAUUCAUUCUCGGCGACAAUCGUGGAAAUAAGAUGGCGUUAGAUCAUUCAACGUGGAUGGAAUUUAACAAGAAACGUGCCGAAAUAGAGCAGCUCUUCAAGUCACCAGACACAUCAUCGGUACAGAUUGAUAAUUUACUUUUAGAACUUGUUAGAAUGAACAAUGGAAAUGUUGUAAAAUUAACGUUAGAAUACACUUGCAUGUAUAUGAAAGCAUCAACUGUAUUAUUUUUACUCAAUCUCGAACAUUGUGUUGAGCAUGUAUAUCGCAAACUGUCGGAGAAUAUAGAAGCUGUAAAUGAAAGCUUCGAUCAAUUUGUGUGUUGUUUGCAAAGUAAUAUGAUCGGUGCCGAAAGACAAGAUGCAAUUAGUAUACUGUACGAUGUAUAUGAUAAAACUUCUGUUAUAGAUUGUGAAUUAAUAGUUUAUGCUGUAGAUGAACUUAUUGCUGAAUUCUUAAAACGAGGUGAUGAACGAAAAUAUUAA